AUGACAUCUUGGGAACAGGCUCUAGCCUGCCCCGUGUGUGGUGACUCAUCCCUCUACACUCGGAAGGAAGUACAAAUAGGAAAUGCCUACCAGAUUGGAAGGCAUUGUGCUUGCAGCUUCCUUGCUAUAGCAGCUUCCCUGUGGGAUACAAGGACACAAACAACAAGGAGUUACCAGAAGGAUAGCAUCACUCUCGCAGAGAUUCCACCCAGCCCAUCAAGAGUAGCCUUCUUAAUGCCAGCUGAAGAUCUUCAGAUGAACACCACCUCAGAAGAAGCAUGGCCAGUUUGCAGAGGACAUUUCGUCUACUUAAAAGCAGAUGAUUUGGCCCAAUGGCCUGCCAAUCAAACCAGGGAACCCUUGUCAAUGGCUCAGCCCAAGGAUGUGCCAGUUUUCGACUCCUUCCAACUAAGCCCGAGGAAAGAAGGUGACCAUGAGGUGGUCUUCGACUACUUAGAAGGUCAUUGCAGGCCCCGUAAAAGUGAAGCUUACGAACGCUUCCUCUUCCGGGCCCGUUUCCAGGGGCUUCGUGAGCCAUUCGAAGAUUUUGUGGCUGACUUGCAGUACAAGAGUCAUUUCUGUAACUUUGGAGACCAGCGUGUGUCUAUGGUGAGGGAUCAGGUGAUCGUGGGCUGCCGAGACCGUCUAGUCAGGCAACAGUUGCUUCAUCAUGAUCAUCUGGGUCUUGAGGAAGCUCUGCAGAUUUGCCGUUGGGCAGAGGAGAAGCAACCUCAGCCCACUGAGGAUUCCUGUAGACAUCCCAAAAUGAGUUCAGAUGAGGAGAAGGUUUUAUUCCAGAAGGGACAUGCCAAAGAGAAGAAGCACCAGACCUCACGAAGGAAAGCACGGGGAGCCGUUGCAGAUGACCUCCCUGGAGUGAAGAUGUCCUCCUUAGACCCCCUCCCUCCCGCCACGCCUCCCUCCCAGAAACCCACUCGCAUCAUCAAGCCUCGCCCACCCACCAGGCCGCGCCCCUACCUGCCCCCCAGGCCAGACUCCACUAAGCUGCUCCGGGUCCCUACCCCUCCUUUGCCGCUGGAGAAAGAUGGGUGCUCUCAGGUCACCGAAGUGCCCGGUGGCCCACCUCAGCCCUUGCACAAGCUGCAGAAAUCUGGUGCCGUUCGCAAGAUCGUGGUACACUUCGAUCGAGCGGGUCCUCCAGAGAAGGAAGAAGCCGAAAAAAUGGUCCGAUCGCCGCCUUCCAGCUGCCAGCAGGAUGAGAACCAGGAAGAGGCGGCCAUUAAAGAAAAAGAGGAGGCUGGGAGUUCUCAUUCUUGCAAGGACACCCAGCCGUCCAUGUUGUCGAUGGUAGAGCAGAACGGGCUGGAUUUGCCCACUUCCUGCCUGUCCGGCUGCCCCUGUGUUUGCCAUCAACAAAACCCAGGGAUGGUCUUGAUUUGGGUCCCUGCAACUUCCUGGCUGCAAGAGGGGGAUAUGGAGAACGGGCUGGCCUCAGACCUAUCAUCCUCUGCCGACGAAGGGGGGGCCUCCUUCCAAAAAUUCCUGGGACUCGGUGCACCGCCUACCCAGCCUUCCUCCACUGCAGCGGGCAAGGUCCCGAAAUCUCGCCGCUUGUCCCGAAGCAAAAAGCCUGUUGACUCCCCGCCGUCCACCAACGGGCACCCCGAAGGGGGUGUGGUCCUGACAAGCUACCGCUCCACAGCCGAGCCCCUUCCCCUACGCUGCCCGCCGUUGAUGCCCAAGCCGCCCCGUCGCAACAAGGGAGGUGGCUCUCUCUCUCUGGAUGGCGAGCUCCUACCUCCGGCCAUCCCACCGAAAGCCCCCGUGAAACCGCCCCGCAGCUCCUUGGGAUCCUCGGCUCGUCGGAGUUCCCUCCAAUACCCGCUUGAGAUGAACCACCUUCCUGGCCGGGUCUCCCCUUUUGCUGUUGAGGAAGGCUUUCUCAUGUUGCCUCCCCCCACCCAGCCACCCCCACCUCCCCCCAAUUCUCAGACCCCUCCGCCCCUCUCCAUUUCUCAGACUCGCUCCCAGAUGUGCUCAGCCCCCCCUCCGCCCUCCCAGCCCCCUCCCCUGCUGCCCCAGGGUCUCCCUCCUCCGCCAACUCAGCCACCGCCACCUCUGGAAAGUUCACCUCUGGAUGACAGCCCUUUCCAAGGCGGCUGUGAAAAUGAAGAGAGCAGUUUCAGCGACUCAGAGACGGACAAGUCAGACAACAGGCAUUCUUCAGUGCUACCGUCUAAGAGUCCAGACUGGGGGCUUUGCUUGCAGGACGAGCCUUUGUAUCAAACAUAUCGCCAGGCUGUCAUCUCCAAAGAGAUCAAGAGGCAAACGGUUCCCCACAACAGUAGUUUCAGCAGCUCGGACUACAGAGCCCCUUCUCCUGGGGAAGGGUCGACGGGGCCCCAGGGCUCCAUCCCUCACAGCACCCUUUGGCAGGAGCUGCCCGCUGUACGAGAAAGUGGCGUUUUGGAAAACAUCAGCCCAGAAGAAAGGAAAAUGCAGGAGAGUCUCUUUGAGGUGGUGACCUCUGAAGCCUCUUACCUCCGCUCGCUCGCCCUUCUGAUCGAGCACUUCCUGGAGUCUCGGGAGCUGGCUGGCACCAUCCUUCUGCGCGAGCACCGCAUUCUUUUCUCCAACAUACGCAAAGUCCAAGAAGUCAGCGAAAGGUUCUUACGGGAUCUGGAAUGGCGGUUGGCUGAGAGCCUGCAGAUCUCAGACGUUUGUGAUAUUGUGGAGGAUCACGCUCAACAGAGCUUCUCGGUCUACAUUGAUUACGUCCGUAACCAGCUCUACCAGGAGAAGACCUAUAGUAGCCUCAUGGAGAAGAACCCCCAGUUUGCCAUCGUUGUGACCCGACUCCAGGAGCAGCCCCAGUGCCAACGCCUCCCCUUCAUGUCUUUCUUGCUGCUUCCUUUCCAGAGGAUCACUCGUAUCAAGAUGCUCUUGGAGAAUAUUCUGCGCCGGACAGAGGAAGCUUCUUUGCGAGAACAAAACGCCAUGAAGGCUCUAGCUUCUGUUUCCAAGAUCAUAGAGGAAUGUAACUCCGAGGUCGGCCGGAUGCGUCAUAUGGAAGAGCUGAUCCACACGGCCAGCAAGAUUGAGUUUGAUAAGCUGAAGGCCGUUCCAAUCAUUUCUCAGAGCCGACAGCUGCUAAAGCAGGGGGAGCUCUUGGAAGUUGUGCAUCGUGGCACCAUCUUUGGCAACAAGCCCAAACUGGUCCCCAUCUACCUGUUCCUCUUCAAUGACCUGCUGUUGGUCACUCAGCGCAAGAGCUCAGAACGCUUUGUGGUGCUGGAUUAUGCCCAUCGCUCGCUGGUCCAUGCCCAGAACUGCGAGGACGCCUCCAACAGCCCAAAUGCAGAGAACAGCUUCUAUCUGACAUUGAUGGAGAACCACCAAGGGCGGAGUAGUGAACGCCUCUGUCGAGCCCCGACGCAAUCCGAUAUGCACCGCUGGAUGGGUGCUUUCCCAUGCCAUGAAUCCCAAGCUAAUAACAAGCAGGAAACCAUCUAUGAAGAUUGGGAUUGUCCCCAGGUUCAGUGCACAGAGACCUACAGCGCAACCCAGGCAGACGAGCUGAAUCUCGAACCAACAGACAUAGUCAACGUGUUACGCAAAACCGAGGGCUGGUACGAGGGCAUACGCCUAGCCGAUGGCAAGAAGGGCUGGUUCCCCUCUUCCUACGUGCAGGAGAUCACAAACGAACACGUACGCCGCCGCAACCUCCGUGAGCGUUACCGUGUCCUCCAGGUGGCUCGCCAGCUGCAGCUGAUGCGCACCAAUUGCGUCAAAAGCAAGUACAGCUCAGCCUGAGACUGAAGCUGCACAG
This is a messenger RNA of Protobothrops mucrosquamatus (brown spotted pit viper), 3790 nucleotides long. Its product is annotated as rho guanine nucleotide exchange factor 15-like. The transcript has 17 exons. Gene Ontology annotation, biological process: activation of GTPase activity. The record is from RefSeq and is a predicted model, not a curated record. Gene Ontology annotation, molecular function: guanyl-nucleotide exchange factor activity; protein binding. NCBI's taxonomy places the organism in Eukaryota, Metazoa, Chordata, Lepidosauria, Squamata, Viperidae. Bases 1 to 3774 code for a protein of 1257 amino acids.